GCAGGCAGGCAGGCAGGCAGGCAGCAGCGCUCCGGUGGGGCACCGCCUCGCCUGGGCCAGCCCUGCGCGCCAGCCAGCGGGCCCGGCUCCUCCUCCGCGGGGCGGCCCUCUGCGCCUGCCUGGCUUCCUGCAGGAGAGGAGGAGGAGGAGGAGGAAGGCGGGCGGACGCGCCGCUCAGCCCCGGGAAGCAACGGCGGCGGCGGCAGGAGCGGAGGGGCCGGCGGCGGGCGCAGGGGGGUCCCGCGGGGCGGCGGGGCGCAGGAGGCGCGGCCCACGCUGGCCGCCUCGCCGCUCAGGAUGGCCCGGAAGGUGCCGCGGGCGGAGGUGUGCGCCGACUGCAGCGCCCCAGACCCUGGCUGGGCAUCCAUCAACCGCGGAGUGCUGGUUUGUGACGAAUGCUGCAGCGUCCACCGCAGCCUGGGGCGCCACAUAUCAAUUGUCAAGCACCUCCGGCACAGCCCCUGGUCUGCUACGCUCUUGCAGAUGGUGCACACGCUUGCUAGCAACGGUGCCAACUCUAUAUGGGAACAUUCACUACUUGAUCCAGCUCAAGUUCAGAGUGGGAGGCGCAAGGCAAACCCCCAAGACAAAGUUCACCCCACCAAGUCGGAGUUCAUCCGUGCCAAAUACCAGAUGCUGGCCUUUGUCCACAAGCUUCCAUGCCGGGAUGACGACGGCGUGACUGCCAAGGACCUCAGCAAGCAGUUGCAUUCAAGUGUCCGGACAGGAAACCUGGAAACCUGUUUGCGCUUGCUUUCUCUGGGGGCCCAAGCCAACUUCUUCCACCCGGAGAAAGGAACGACCCCUCUGCAUGUGGCGGCCAAAGCGGGCCAGAUCCUUCAGGCCGAGUUGCUUGUGGUAUACGGAGCUGACCCAGGAGCCCCCGAUGUGAACGGCCGCACCCCCAUCGACUAUGCUAGGCAGGCAUCCCAACAUGAGUUGGCCGAACGGCUAGUGGAGUGUCAAUAUGAGCUUACAGACAGGCUGGCCUUCUAUCUCUGUGGGCGCAAACCAGAUCACAAGAAUGGGCAUUACAUCAUUCCGCAGAUGGCAGACAGCCUGGACCUUUCUGAAUUGGCAAAGGCAGCCAAGAAGAAAUUGCAAGCGCUUAGCAACCACCUUUUUGAAGAACUGGCCAUGGACGUCUAUGACGAGGUGGAUCGUCGGGAAAAUGAUGCAGUUUGGCUCACAACGCAGAACCACAGUACUCUGGUGACGGAGCGCAGUGCCGUGCCCUUCCUGCCAGUGAACCCCGAAUACUCCGCAACACGCAAUCAGGGUCGGCAGAAACUUGCCCGCUUCAACGCCCGGGAAUUUGCCACUCUUAUCAUCGAUAUCCUAAGCGAGGCGAAGCGUCGACAGCAAGGGAAGGGUUUGGUCAGCCCCACAGAGACCCUCGACUCCGGUCUGCACGGUCCCAACGACGUUGACGACCAGCACGACUACGACAGCGUUGCCUCGGACGAAGAUCCCGACCAGGAACCUCUGCGAGGGGGGAACGCUGCUCGCAAUAACCGGGCCCGGAGCAUGGACUCUUCCGACCUUUCCGACAGACCCCACAUCACCCCUGCAGGUACUUGGAGGUGAAAGGCCUUAGCCACAGCCGAAGCAAAGGGUCAGCAACUCAUGAAAGUGAAUAACAGCUUGAGCGACGAACUGCGUCGGUUGCAGAGAGAGAUUCACAAGCUGCAAUCAGAAAACAUGCAGAUCCGUCAGCAGGCGGGCCAAGUCCACCCUGUGGCGCCCCCGGCCAGUGAACGCCCCGAGCACAGCCACGUUGCUCUGCCUGCCGCCGCCGCCCAUCGGCGUGACAUACCGUUCUCCAUGCUGAGCGGGCAGUGCUUCUGAAACCCCUUUAGACGGCAACCCGGUGUAGACGACAGUGACCAGCCUGCGCCGCCGUUCCACCCGGGGGAGUUGGACGAUGAGGCCAUGUAUUCGGUGCACAAUCCGGCCGGCAUAUACCGGGUGAGGAAUCUUUGGGUGCUGGGGGGAAGUCCUAGAUCUAUGCCUUUUCCUCCCAUCUUCUCCCUCAUGUCAUGUCAAUCAGACGAAAGAAAACAUAUGCCUGGGAAACUGGACCGCCAUGGCAGUGGUAUGCGGACAGACUAUGACCCCGCUGUCUCUGCUGGGCUUCUCCCCUUUCUUAGCAUGGACGGGAAAGCUUCCCUGGAUCUGGCAAGGAAUGACGACUUGCACCCUGAACCGGAGCCCCUGGAAGGGGACCUGGACCCAGGAGGCUGUACGGAGAGCGUCAUCUCAAGGCCGGGCAAGGUCACCAAGAAUAUCCAGGAACUGCUGCGGGCCGCUCAAGAGUUCAAGCACGACAGCAGCUUCGUCCCCUGUUCGGAGAAAAUCCACAUGGCCGUCACGGAGAUGGCAUCGCUUUUCCCCAAGAAACCAGCCCUGGAGACCGUGCGCAGCUCCUUGCGCCUCCUCAACGCAAGCGCAUACCGGCUGCAGAGCGAGUGUCGGAAGACCGUGCCCCCUGAGCCGGGGGCUCCCGUGGACUACCAGCUCCUGACACAGCAGGUCAUCCAAUGUGCCUACGACAUUGCCAAGGCGGCCAAGCAACUGGUUACCAUCACGACCCGCGAGAAGAAGCAGUGAACGGGGCUGGGGGCUGGGGGGUGGGGGUGGGCUUUUCCCUUCUCUGCUCCUCAGCUGCCUGCAUCAUUUCCCAACCCAGCUUGGGCAGAAGGUGGAAAGCUUUGCACCUCGGGACUGUAAAUAACCAGGGACCGGACUGGCGCCCCAGGAGCGCAGAGUGGGGGGUGGGUUACGCCGUGCAGUGAGGAAGCCCUCCGAUAAAUACUCCUCCCCCACCUAUAGGGGAGCCCCCCUGGGGGAACUGGAGCCAACCCCCCCCCCCGCCUGCUCACCUUUCCCCCCCAACCCUCCUGAUGUAUAGUGCGUAGAACCGUAUGUACGUGUCUUCCUCUCACCCGACCCGUGCGUGUGCACGCAUAUUUUAUACCUAUAAAAUAUGUGAGUGUGUAUAUAGGUCUAUCGCUAUAGAAACACCAAACUGUAUUUAUCUCAUGGAUCCCCCACUCCCAAAUAGUGUUAACACUGGAAAUUAAGGUCUGGGUGCUGCAGCUACUGGCUAAUGCCACCCCCACACACCCCCUCGGUGUAACCCUUUCCUGUCUUCUCCUUUUCUUCCCUUCUUUGCUCUGGGACUGCCCUCGUAAGCACUGGGAGGGAGGGGGUCUGCUUUCAGCAUGGGCACACACCUUGGUUGGCACUGCUGGCGCCCCCCCCCCAAACUCUGAGGGGGGUGGGUGGGAGACUCUCGCCACUAAGUGAGGCAAGACGGGGAGGGCGUUCUUUGUCCAGCCGUGGGGAGGGGCGGCUGCUGUAGCAGCGACAUCUGAGCAACUGUUCUGGAAUCUCGUUCGUCCUGUAAAUUUGUAACAAAUAAAGAUGUGAACAUGGGGGAA
Molecule: messenger RNA, 3443 nt
Organism: Sphaerodactylus townsendi
Lineage: Eukaryota; Metazoa; Chordata; Lepidosauria; Squamata; Sphaerodactylidae
Gene: GIT1
Product: GIT ArfGAP 1
Biological process (GO): regulation of ARF protein signal transduction; brain development
Molecular function (GO): GTPase activator activity; protein binding
Source: RefSeq, a predicted model, not a curated record